GCGAAAGUGAAAGAAUGAGCUUCAGGAAGCAGAAGAGCUUAUUCACUGCGCUCUGUGUCCCUCUUCUCUCUGCGGGUCUCUCUCUCCCUCUUCUCUCUGCGGGUCUCUCUCUCUGGGUCUCUCCCUCCGGGUCUCUCCCUCAGUCCGACGCGUUGAUGCUGAUCUCGCGCAGUAGGCUGUAAUCAUGUCUCGCGGAGCGAACGCAGGGUUUGAUCGACACAUCACCAUCUUCUCUCCAGAGGGGCGCCUCUACCAAGUCGAAUAUGCCUUCAAGGCCAUCGCCCAGAGUGGCCUGACCUCCGUGGGCAUCAGAGGAACAGACUGCACUGUAAUCGUCACACAGAAGAAGGUCCCGGAUAAGCUUCUGGAUGCUUCUACUAUUACAAACAUGUUCCGCCUGACGCCGCGCAUCGGAUGUGUGAUGACUGGACAUUAUGCGGACAGCCGCUCUCAGGUCCAUCGCGCUCGCAUCGAAGCAGCCGAGUGGAAGUAUAAGUUUGGUUACGAGAUCACGGCGGACAUGCUGUGCCGACGCAUGGCGGACAUCUCUCAGGUUUACACACAGAACGCUGAGAUGAGGCCGCUCGGCUGCUGUAUGAUCCUGGUGGCGAUAGAUCCUCAGCUCGGCCCCCUACUGUACAAGUGUGACCCAGCCGGGUAUUUCUGCGGGUUCCGGGCCACGGCCGUCGGCGCCAAACAGACGGAGGCCAACAGCUACCUGGAGAAAAAGCUGAAAAAGCGGCCAGAGCUCACCUUUGACAGGACGGUGGAGAUGGCGAUCUCCUGCCUGUCGUCCGUUUUAUCGCUGGACUUCAAGUCCAGUGAGCUGGAGGUGGGUGUGGUUAGUAAAGAGAACCCCAAAUUCAGAACUCUAACUGCGGAGGAGAUUGAGGUCCACCUGGUGGCGAUAGCUGAGAGGGAGUAGACAGGUGUUGUAGACGUGCCCCCGUCAUUAUAAACCCCACCCGCACAGGGGCGAAGCCUGAGGACGUUUUAACCUGCUGAUUGAAUUUAGCUCUUUUUACAGUAAUCAUUUCUACAGGAAACACUGUGCGGUGUUGUGGUUUUAUAGAGGCGCCGACUCGGAGUAGAUUCCAUAUCUGUUACCAGCUGAAAAACCUGAUUCAUUACCUUUUAUAUAGAGACCCUGUCUGUGUUUUAGAGUCUCGCUCAAAUAAAACUCCACAAAGAAACCAACGCAAA
Messenger RNA from Pygocentrus nattereri (red-bellied piranha), 1203 nucleotides. RefSeq names its product proteasome 20S subunit alpha 6, like (gene psma6l). Gene Ontology annotation, cellular component: nucleus; proteasome core complex; cytosol. Gene Ontology annotation, biological process: ubiquitin-dependent protein catabolic process. NCBI's taxonomy places the organism in Eukaryota, Metazoa, Chordata, Actinopteri, Characiformes, Serrasalmidae. The coding region runs from base 185 to 925 and encodes 246 amino acids. The transcript has 7 exons. The record is from RefSeq and is a predicted model, not a curated record.